This is a messenger RNA of Eupeodes corollae, 7975 nucleotides long. RefSeq names its product serine-rich adhesin for platelets. The transcript is spliced from 17 exons. The record is from RefSeq and is a predicted model, not a curated record. NCBI's taxonomy places the organism in Eukaryota, Metazoa, Arthropoda, Insecta, Diptera, Syrphidae. Bases 987 to 5513 code for a protein of 1508 amino acids.
GUAACUCCAAUAGAAUACACCGCAAGAGAAAGAACCAAAACUAUCCCUUUAUACUGCCUUACAGGUUGCAGAGCAGUCUCAAGCUCUCAAGUCUCCGCCAGCCAGAAGUUACUCACGACCACGAUCACGAUCGUAACAAAUCGUCAGGCUAACAAGAGGCAGUGCAUAGCGUAGUACGUAGUUAACAGUAGCUUCUCAGUACGCUUUGUAUAUUUUGACGGCACGAAUCGGCGCGGCGUCUAUUAAUACGCGCAUAAGAAACAAAAAAUAGUAUUUAUUAAUUUGUUUGUUUAAGUUUAUUAUGAAUUUAAAUUAUCAUAUUUUUAUUGAAAAUCGUGAUAGCAAAAAAUAAAUUGUGAAUUUAUUGAGGAAAUUCUAUAAAAUAUAUUCUGUAUUUUUUAAAUAUAUAUUAAUACCUGGAAAGCUGUGCUAUGUUUUUGGUAUAUCAGUGAGAUAAUAAAGUUAAGUGCAAGGCAAAGUGCAGUGAAGUGAGGCGAAUUAUUUGAGUUUGAGUUUGAUAAGAGUGGAAAAAAGUUAUAAAGCACAAAACAUUGGAUUACAUUUAAAAAUUGCAGCGCAAUAAUUACAAAAAUUCAAUAUAUUUAUCAUUUUAUGGAUACAAAUUUGAAUUCGGAUAAGAUAAGAUAUAUUCGUUGGGUGUUUUGGCGGCCUGCGCGGUGGUGUACGGGUACUGUAGGGGUGACAACGCAGAGCGGAGGCAGUGGUAAAGGUAAAAACAUCUUACUUUAUCUUUGGGCUUGUAUACAUUGUAUAUAGUGCGUGCAACCAGAAAGGAAAAACUUUUUUGCAAGCCAAAAAGUUUAGUUGAAACUUUUGAAUGAGAGAAGGACCCUCCACUUCUCAAAAUUAAUAACAACUAUGCCAUCACCAACCAUAAUCAGUUGCUGAACUGUAAUUACUAUUUGCAACAACGACGAAGUCUGAAAGGACGGACAGCGAAACGGGACCGCAUUUGCAGCAACCCUAUGGGAAAGUGCAUAUCCAAACAACCCUCGGCUAUAACAAUAGCAUUGUCCACAACAGAUUUGGCAACAGCAAAUCAUAUUCUGAGCAAAUUCUCGGACAAAACUGAUUACAUAUCACUCAAGGACGAACUCGGAAAUCCGCUGUACGAAUAUUUCGGCGAAGGCAAGACUGAAAUAUUCUACUGCCCCAGAAAGGACAAUAGCAACUUGACUACUGGCUGUUGGAAAGAAUCAACAUUAACAACAACAACCGAAUCUACUGAGGAUACCAACAAUAAUAGGAAUUAUCGACGAAACAGACAAGAACGGGAGGCAGCAGCAGCAGCGGCAGCAAGAGCGGGAGUUCCGGUUGAUUGUAACAGCUUUGGUGACACUGGAUGUGGUUUAGAUAAUGAGGGUCAAUCAGAAAGUAAGAAAAGCUCAAAAAAGGCCGGCGGCCCGGAAACAAAGGGCACGGCUAUGUCCUUUGGUUUUCGUAAGAAACUCCAUACAACACCGAAGAAAUCUAAAAAUCUACAAAAACAGAAAGAAAUGCUCGAAAACAAUUUGACACAAAAUUGCGAUGAAAAGACAAAACAAAAACACAAUUUUGAUACUGUGAUAAUGAAUACUGCAGAUGUGAUGGUGGAGAAUAUUAAGACAGCAGGUACAACAACAACAACCACUGGAAAUUCACAGAAAAACGAUAAGAAUGGAAAUACAGAAUCAACUACAACAAUACCAUCGUCAACAACAACAACAACAACCCCAAUGGUAACCUUUGAGAAAGUAGGUGCGGGAAAGACUCAACAUCAGACAACAACUCAAGGAGUGCCAAACGAUAACACCACUGCUGUCGUUGGACGUUCCAUUCUAAGCAAUGGUGGUGGGACUGGGACCGGUGGUGGUGGUGCCAUCAACCGGAGCAAUCGCUUUGGCUUCAAAGGCACAAAUACAGUGCGGCCAGCUUCGACAGGAAUCACUCCCAGGUACCAGAGCGAUUUCCAAGAUAACGUUGACAACAAUAAUUACAGCCAGGCCGGCAACUAUAACAACAUCAACAACAAUAACAUCAAUUCCACAAUCAAACGUAGAUCGAAGAGCGCACAUUCUGGUCGUGCAAUGACACCGAAUCUAUCGAAUCUCGAUCGGCAACAACAAUUCGAUGAAUCAAGACAUCAGCCACAUGCUCCCAAAAUAACUCAGAAAUCACUCAACUACCACAGUAAUGAGUAUCAGCGGAGCCGGCUGCAGUUUCUGCAGCACCAACAGCCCCAUCAGCCGCAGCAACAGGCACAUAGGCCGACACCAUGCUUGGUGAAUCCACCUCAGUAUACGUUCGUCAAUACUGGAAUGCACACAAAUGUUAUUGUCCGACCAACACCUCGUCCACCGUCGGCAACGUUCUCAAAAUUCACUCUGCAGACAACAAGUCUCCCGAAGCCGGAAUAUCCAGUGCCAAUUCGAUUGGCUCCAUCGUCAUCGUCGUCAGCAGCAGCAGCAGCAUCAACAACAACAUCAACGGCAUCAGCGUCAUCUUCCACAGCAGCAUCAGCUCCUCAGAUGGAUCAAAAGACCGCCAAACAAAUGGCCAACAACAAUCGUAAAGGAUUCCAAGGCAGUCGUGAGAUUUCCGCUGAUUCGGGAAUAGCUAGUUUGGACACCACUUUGACUGAGCCGCAACCAACCCAACCGGGUUCACCUAGAAGGAAUCGUAGUCGCCCUCGGAAUCUACAGAUGGUCAUGAGCGGAAGACACAAGUUUGAGGUGCGCGAUUUGGAAGAUCCUCUGUCCAGCAGUGAUAGCGCAGUCGAGCCAUUGGCAUUGCCUAAGUUACCCAGUGCUUUUUCAUCGGACAAUCAGACAGUGCCACUGAGUGGACUGAUUCGUUCGAAUACCGUUUUAACUAGGGAAGCGUUCUUCCGGUCGACUGGUUCGACAGAUGAACAAGAUUCAACAGAUAUUGGACAGCAUCAAAAAACUCUUAAAAACACAUCAGACAGUGAAGGUCUGGAGGAGGAGAAACUAUUUUUGGACCGAUCCACUUCGGAAAAGUGUGCCAAAAGCCAUCAAUUUAAAGACAUAAAUACAUUUAGUAAAAAUUCAUCUCCUGGAAGCUCAAGGACAUCAUGGUGUAACGCUGGUGAAUCGUUAGCCAUAAAAGAUUGUAGUAGUUUAAGCAUAAGCAGCAGUGACGAAAGCAAGGAUAAUCACAAUGAAAAAACCGAUGCUAUAUUGCCAAUAACCGAGGACAUAAGUCCCACAAUGAUCAGUGAUAUUGCAAUAAGUUCCAUUUCAUCCAUCACAGAAUCUGGCCCACAGCUUGAAAUCGAACAACAAGAUGAGAAAAUACAAAAAGACUUUGAGAUCGAUUGCGAUGUUGAAGCCGAUGUCGACGUUGAAAGCAAACCAGAAAGACCAAUAUCACUUACAAAUAUUACAGAGUCUAAAUUCGCCGAAAUGGCGGCAGCUGUUGCGUCUGAGUUCCUUUUGGACGAUGAGACAUCGCCCACAGAUAGUUUGGUUAGCAGCACAGAGUCAGAAGAUGUGGUCUGUAAGCGGCAGAAAAAGAAGAACAAUCUUGAGAUCCAGGAAAAGGACAUCGAUGAGAUAUCCCCUGAGUUUGAGGUUUGUUCUCCACUUUCUCCAGGUACUCCGACGCAUGCUUCGCAUUCGCUAUCGCUCUCCGAUUGCGGUCGGGAUUUUCUGAUUGACGAUGAGAUUGCUGAUCAGCCGGCGUUGUUAUUCAAUGAAUCGAAUGAUGGUAUCGAACUAGGUGCUCACGUUGGUCAUUCGCAUACAGACACACCAACUCUAAUGGAAACUGGGUCAAUGAGGUCACUUAAAAGUCAAUCAAAGGCACGAAGUGCUCUUCAAGCUGCCAUUGAAUUAAGUCUCAGAACACCGGUAUCUCUGCGGAAGGUCGUUCUGAAUCGAGCCGAAUCCUUGGAUACAUUGUCACCAUGUGAAUCGAUUUGCUCUGAUGACAUGAUGAUGGACUUCGAUGUCAACAGCAGUAUGGAUUCGAUUGAUAACAGGAUGUCUGCAUCGAUUAGAAGUCGCAGCGGAUCGGCUUUGCACAAAAUGGACGAUUCACAGAUGCUUUCGGAGCUUGAAGGCAAAGGCAGCGAUAUGAUGAGGGAAUUGAAUACAAUCCUUCGAGUGCAUAAUAGAAACGAAAAGGACAAUAAUAUGAUCGCACACUUGCCAGCACGUGCAACACGACUCCUCAAUCGGUCCCGCCUGCAACAGUGCCAGCUGAGUAAUAACGGCUCUGACAGCCCAAAAUCAACAGAUAGCUUCCGAAGAACACCAUCCCGUGCAUCAUCGUUGCACCACAGCCAAAGGGAUACCAAUAGUUCAUCAGAUGAUUUAAUGUUGCAUGAUAAAUCGUUUAGAAAUGCAAUGAUACAAGAUGUUUUACAUUUUAAGAAACAAUUGUUGCGACUUAGACGGAUCCUUCAGGAGGACGAAGAAUGUUUGAUGAGGACAGACACUCUCAACCCAUUCGAUACGACAAAUGGGCAACUCUUUGCAUCCUGUGGAUUGGAUACGAAAUUUUUGGAAGACAUUGAUGUGGCUAGCUUGACAUCAUCAACAACUGACGAUCCAGUACAGGAGUUAGCUGAUCUACGAAGACAGGUGGUUUAUCUUCAGGGACAAGUUGAUGACCGUGAUAGAACAAUACGGAUACAAAAAACUUUAAUUGACAAACUUGAAUCGGAUAAUGGAAAAUAUCCACAAAUUUUAUCCGAAAAAGAGUGUGUGAACACUGCUACUCAAACCGAAAGGACCCGUCCACUUUCAAUUGGCCCUGAAGGAUUAUCAAGAAGUAAACCUGAAUAUACAAGUUAUACCACACAUUUCCCUGCCACGACGAUAAUCACAACCACUACUUCUCCGCCGUUAAAUAAUAACAGUAAUGGAGCAGCGUCAACGCAGCAAGCGUUAACACCAACAAAUAAUCAAACCCGACGCCAUACUGUUAUUUCAACAACAUUCACCAACUAUAAUCAAAUUUCACCAUCGCCUCGAAGAGCAUCAAUUGCUUGGGAACAACAACGUCCCAAUAAUGCUGCUACAGUUGUUUAUAAGCCCGUUAAGAUAACCCUUAUUGGUGAUCCAAUGUGUCAAAUGUCAACAAUGACAACUGCGUCAGAAAUCAAAGGCAAACACAAUGGAUCAAUAUCACCAACAACACCAGUAACAAAAUCAUGCAAUGGUGGUGAUUUGAAAGUUAAUAGUUCCUCAAAUACUAAUAGUAGUAGCAGUAGCAGUAGUAGUAGUGAUUUAGUAGUGGAUGAAGAAAACCGAAGAAACUUACUCAAUGGUUACCAUAAUAAACAUCAUCAUAAUAAUAAUUCGUGCAAUGGCAAAGAAAAUGGUUAUGAAGAAAUUGAAGUCAGGAAUCGCAAUCAUCAUAAUCAUCAUCAUCAAAAUAUAAAUCAUUUAAAAAAACAUAAUCAUCAGCUACAUCUUCCGCAGCUAAAUCAACAACAACAACAAAAGAAACAACAAAAUUUAACCCCUACUGUUACGAUAGUCUGACUUUAGUGAUUUGUACUCGAUAGGAAAUUAAGUAUUAAAAACAAAAAAUAACAAAUUUUGACAAACAACAAAAGUAAUAUUUAAACAAACAAAAAAAACAUUAUUAAAAACAUAAACUUUUGACUAUUAACUUAAACAAAAAUAAAAAAAAAUAUAUACUCAUACACAAAACAAAAACUUUCUUAAGGAAUAUCAUACAACCAUAUAAUUACAAUAUAUUCUAAAACCCAAAAUAGCUUUUUCAAUAACAUUAUAAGGCAGGUGAAAUGACAGUGAUUAUGAUUUCAAUACUCAGUUUAAAGUUACUUAAUUUUUGAAACAAAAUAUUAUUGAUUUAAUGUUUGAUUUUAAUAUUUACAAAAUGUAAUAGUUUUCGCACAAAAUCAAAACCAAAAAAGUACUGAAUAACUUUCAAAUCCAGGAGGAAGCACUGUGCUUGGACCGUUUUAUACUAUUUAACAAUUUUCGAUUUUGAAAUUAGCUUGAAAAUAUGUAUUUUGUAUUUCAAAAUUUUCUCAGAAUGGCAAAUAUGAUUUUUGUAAUUUAAACAUUAAAAUCUCAUCACAAUAAGUUUACUUUGUUGUUUACAGCAGUGCUGUCUUCCACAGUUAAUGUGUGGGACUACCUGCAAUAUCUUAUUCGAGAGUCAGAUGUUUUUAAAGAUAAAACAUUGUUACAAAUUUUAAAGGAGUCAACCUAGAACCAAAAAUGUCACAACUUUGAAGAAAUUGUUUAGAGAAGACAGUUUAAGUAUAGUAUUUUCAUUGUAAAUCAAUCUAAAGCGAAUUUUAGACAAAUUUCCUAUAAUAUCAGGAAAUUUAGUAGAAUUGAAACAUUUAUAAAAGGCCAACAACAUCGAAUGCAUUAAUGUCAAAACAUAAGCUUGUUUUACUUUAUCACUUAACUGAAAUCUAAUUUUCAAUAUUGUAAGAUUUUUGACUCAGAACUUCAUAAUACGCAAUGAAAUUUCCAAUCCACUUAUUUUGACGUCACCUUAAAUGCCUACGUGAUAAAGAUAUUUUUUUAAAUAAGUAGAAAUGAGAUAAAUUGGAUAGACGUUAACAGUGUCUUGCGGAGUGAGUCGAAGAUGAAGUACACAUUUGUUUUCCAACUUUGUGAAAUUAAACUAUUGAGAUAUUCUAAAGUUAUUUACAACACUUAUAAAAAGCUUGAUACUUCAAAAUAAAUUUUGUUUUCUCUCAAGCGUGUGUUUUGAUUUACAAAAUAUUACUUAACCGCUGAUAAUGCUCAAAAAGUUCGAAAACACAUAUUUUUAUGGGAUACAACAGUUAUCUUUUUAACGUCAAACAAAUUUUAUGAAUUUUGAAAUGUUUCAAAGAGUGUUUAAUUUUGUUUGUAUAUAUUUUUUGAGUCAUUUGAUUUUAAAAUCACGUUUUGAACUUUGCCUGGGUAAAAUAUAAAUAUAAUGUUAUUGAUUUAAAAACAAAUACAAUAACACAGCAAUAAAGAUACAUUAUUUUUUCUAAUAAAACGAAGUUCUCAUUUUUUUAAUUUUGAAAGAGAUCACCAGAAAAGCAACUAUCAAAAAUUGCACAAUGUUUUAUAAAUAAAACUAUAACUAUUUUUAUUAUUAAUUUUAAGAAAUGGAGUCGGAAGAUUUUAAGUUAACUAAUAUUACAAAAAACAGAAAAAGAAAUAAGCUCGGUAUAAGUUUUUUUGUUUGUAUAAAUUCUAAUAUAUAUAAUUUUAAGUUUAAAAACUAGAAUUAAUUUUAAACAUUUUGCCACGCGGAGACUUUAUACUAUAGAGUUAUAUAGUUUCUGUAGUUAUUACUUUUAUUUCUUUUUUAUUCUAAGAAGAUUUUUUAAAAUCCAUCCAAUGAAUGAUAAUAUUGAAUAUUUUUGUUUAUAUUCUCUUUUAAUAGAUAAUCUUUUUUCUUUUAGUUUUGAAUUGAUAAUGGUCAAAGUGAAAAGAACAAUUCAUUAAAAACGGUUAUAUCAUAAUUUAAUUUAAAAUGAUUAAAGUUAUUAAACUUAAUAUUUAUUAAUGUUGUUAUUAAAUUCAUUAUUAUCAUUAUACAUCCCCUCUACCAAUUAUUGAAAUAUAAAUCAUUGUAAAACAAUAAGCAAAAUAUUAUUACCUACUUUAUUAUUAUCCUGUAGUAGCUAAAUAUAUAUACUUAAAAUAUUAAUAAUAAUUAUUUAUAUGUAAUAGCUAUGUAUUACUAUUUAAACAAACUCAUGUAUAAUUAUUGCAAUUAUAUUAUUAAAACAAAUAAGAAAGUGCGUGAUUGAAGAACCUAAGUGUAGGAAUUAAAAAACAAACAAAUGCAGACAUUUUAACUAUGGUGGAACUUUAAGUUUUUAAAUAUUAAAAUAAAAAUGAUAAUAAAAUGGAAAGUGAGAAAAAAAAUUAAAAAGAAAGAAAGAAGAAAAGGCGAAUGUAUUGAAGAAUGAAAAAAUAAAAUGAUCAAAUUUUGAUUUGUUUACUAUAUACUGAAA